UCUAAUCUCCGAGGAACGGUAGCUACAAAAGAAGGGUAGUUUCCAACGACUAUCCAGACUCUUCCCAAACAUGUGAAAAACCAAAACCAUUACAAAAGACCUCAUGUCUAGUCCUAAAACGAAUACAGAGCAGAGCACAAAUGAGACCAGGAGAUCCUGGCUAUCCGCCUCCCGGCUCACCCGCCCCGGGAGUGCCAGCCGGUCCACCCGGCCCCGGUUUCGGCCCUCCGCCGCCGGGUUUCGGCCCUCCUCCUCCCCCUCCUCCUGCCCCCUAUUGGCCUCCCCCUCCUCCUGCUCCGUAUUGGCCUCCUCCUCCUCCUCCUGCCCCUGCCCCCCCUCCUCCUGCCCCGUAUUGGCCUCCUUCAGGUCCGGCGGCGCCGCUAUUAGAACCUCCUCCCGCCCCUGCCGCGCAGCCGUAUUCCGGUGGUUUUUGUGACUGUAUCACACAAUGCUUAACGGUUUUAUGCUGCUGCUGGAUUCUGGAGUUGAUCUGCGGGGACUGCUUCGGCGGCGGGCCGCCGCCGCCUCCUCCUCUUCCGGGACCUGGCUGGCCGCCUGGACCGCCUGGACCGCCCGGACCUCCCUUCUAAUCUAUUAACAAUUGCGAUACAGUUUUUUAUACUCUGUUUUGGGGCGAGCGACUUCACGACCUUCAUAGCCGGUACUGAUAUUGAUAUUGCCGGUUUUAGUUUUUCCAGUUAACAGAUUAACAUGGUGCCUGUCAAAUGGUCUUAAGGGAGUUUAUACCAUGGGAAAUAAUUUGUAUAGGUAUGGUUUACAUGGUCAUCCAGAUAAUUAAUAGGUAAUAGGUUAUUGGAGGGUUUCUCAAUUCUUUAGACAUCAAGGUUACCCUUACCUUAAGAGGUUCCCUUUUAAAUCUCAUGCUUCCAAGCUGCACAUUUGAGAUCAAUUUAUAAAUUGUUAAAAUGAAUUUUAUUAACUAUUAUAAAUAUAUAUUUUGGAGAAAAUUGUGUA
This is a messenger RNA of Cryptomeria japonica (Japanese cedar), 975 nucleotides long. RefSeq lists its product as uncharacterized. Bases 141 to 590 code for a protein of 149 amino acids. The record is from RefSeq and is a predicted model, not a curated record. The transcript has 2 exons. Lineage: Eukaryota; Viridiplantae; Streptophyta; Pinopsida; Cupressales; Cupressaceae.